This is a messenger RNA of Paraphaeosphaeria sporulosa, 1485 nucleotides long. RefSeq lists its product as uncharacterized. The transcript has 3 exons. The record is from RefSeq and is a predicted model, not a curated record. The coding region runs from base 199 to 1338 and encodes 379 amino acids. NCBI's taxonomy places the organism in Eukaryota, Fungi, Ascomycota, Dothideomycetes, Pleosporales, Didymosphaeriaceae.
CUGCCCUUCACUUGCCAGAUUACUGCCCUUCUUUUUCCGCUUUUGAUACCCCCUUGUUCUAUAGUUAUACCCCUCUACUAGCGAUUCCUUACAGGCGCUAUUCGUGCAGCCCUCGCUUACGCUCCUUCCCCUCGCGCACUCGCUAGGCUCCAGGCCUACCACAGGACGCAUAGAACGAUUUGUGCUGGGUUCCGCACCAUGCCGAUUUUCGUUUCAUUCGUGAUGGGUCCGAAGGACGCUUAUUUCUUCAAUAGUCCUACACAUUGGGCCUGGCGCAACCUUCCUCCAGAUGUUGAAGCCCUCUUCACAAAACAGCCACCUAUUAAAGACGUUGUCGAGUUCGCACUGGGUGAGAACGGCACGUACUUUGUGAGCUAUCGAGAUCACGACGGAGAGGUAUACUGUCGCCACUACAACUUACCCAAUCCCCUAACAGAGUAUCUGUACUGUGGACACCCGCGCAUAAUGCGCGACUUGGCCACUCUAUCGAUCAGCAUUGGCCCUUGGGAGUCCUACUACGCACACGACAAAACAUCAGCUUCGUGGAGUAAUCUUCCAUCAUCGUUGGAAAAAGCGCUGUUACAUCGCCUUGUCAGUCAAGAUUCAUGGAAAACCAUCUGGAAAGAAGAAGGAAGAGAAGCGCCCAGCUUCGUAAGUCUAGGCGCGGACGGGAGUUACUUUAUGCGCACGGUCAAAGGGGGCGGAAGUUGGGAUCUGAAGGGCAGAGAGAAGGAGGAGGGUCUCAGAGGGACCAAUGAUUUCCUGGAGAAAACUCCAGACUUUACUGGCGUUGCCGGCCUAUACCUCUUCCCCCAACACUCAGCAUCCUACAUCCUCCUCCUCACCUCGGGAAAAGCCUUCUCAAACCUCCCCGAGCACACCUGGGAAGACUACAACAAGAUGGCGCCCGCACUCCCUCCACUCAUCCAAACGCUGUCCCCCAUCCCAUGCGUGCCGCAAGCGCGUCCUACUUCGCAAACACGAAUGCCCCCGCCGCAGACACACCAACAAAUCCAACAGCAGCCGCAGCUCCAACCGCCGCAGGCGGCUGGCUGGGUGCCCAACCCCUCCGCCGGCCACCCCGCAGGUACGUACUUUCGCGGCCACCUUGUGCAACGGGCUGGCGCGGGACCGGUGCCGCCGCCUGUAACAUGGCCGUACAUCACGGGCCACGCGCCGCUGGGGGCAUUUGGCGCGACACAAUUCAGUAAUCCUUACGAUGCACAGGUGGGUACGUUCAGUAACUCGGAUGGGUCGGUUGGUGGGUACAACGCUUCGACUUCGGGCGGGGACGCUGGAGGUUCUAGUGGUGGUUCGACGGCCAUGAGCAACAGCUAGUCUGCGAGAACAGCACCCUUGAACAGUGUCGUACGCAGGCAUUCCGAGGCGUUGGGCGCAUUGGAAAGGAGUUUGCAAGUGGGCCGUAUAUCCUUAGUGGUACUUUUGCAGCGCAAGUUAAACAUUGAAUCUAAUCCUAUAUCGCGA